This is a messenger RNA of Carica papaya (papaya), 2549 nucleotides long. The record is from RefSeq and is a predicted model, not a curated record. Lineage: Eukaryota; Viridiplantae; Streptophyta; Magnoliopsida; Brassicales; Caricaceae.
AGUUGAAUGCAAGCAGAGACAGAAACUAUCAAAACCUUUGAGCGUGUAAGAGAAGGCAAGUGAUGCUGUGAGGGUCUUUUUGCGCAGACAAUUCUUUUAAAGGAAAUUAAAAAACAAGGAAAUUAUAAAGGGGGCUAAUACUUAACUGCUAUGUUUACAUCCUUUACCAUUUUCCUCUCGCCUGUUUCUCCUUCUCAUUUCCUAUCCUUCAAUCGUCUUCCUCCCUCUCUGCCUCCUUCUGACAGACCUUUUGAGGACAACAUCAAGAAGACUUAUUUCGGCAACUAAAACACAGUCAAUAUCAACCAUGGCAACUGAUGAAGAGAAUAUUGGCAAUUUAAAGCGACAAUUGGCUAAACUCUUUGAAGAGUCCCUUAAAUUAACAGUUCCUGAUGAAUCUAAUGUUGAGCCGUUAGUUGCUGCAUGCACUGCAAAAUUUGGCGAUUACCAAUGUAAUAAUGCCAUGGACCUCUGGUCCAAAAUCAAAGGAAAGGGCAGUGGAUUCAGGGGUCCUCCAUCAGUCGGACAGGCCAUCAUGAAAAAUCUUCCACCAUCCAAAAUGAUAGAAUCAUGCUCUGUAGCUGGACCUGGAUUUGUAAAUGUUGUAUUAUCCAAAAAUUGGAUGGCUGAGAACAUUCAAAAGAUGCUUAUUGAUGGAGUUGAAACAUGGGCACCUAGUAUUUCUGUCAAAAGAGCUGUGGUUGACUUUUCAUCACCCAAUAUUGCCAAAGAAAUGCAUGUUGGUCACUUACGAUCUACUAUUAUUGGUGACACGUUAGCUCGUUUGCUUGAGUUCUCAAAGGUUGACGUUCUACGACGAAACCAUGUUGGUGAUUGGGGGACACAGUUUGGAAUGCUAAUUGAAUUCCUGAAAUUCUCUCUGGGCAACUCUGAUCCAUUAUUACCAUACAGUUAUUGCUAUUCCAAUUUGUAUAGACCAUUACCGGCACUAAAAGCAUUUUAUAAAGCAUCAAAAAAGAGAUUCGAUGAAGAUCCUGCUUUUAAGGAGAGGGCACAACAGGCUGUGGUUCGCCUUCAGGGUGGGGAGUCCAAGUACCGCAAAGCAUGGGCACAAAUAUGUGAAAUCAGCCGCAAUGAGUUUGAUAAAGUUUAUAAACGCCUUGGAGUUCAGCUAGAAGAGAAGGGGGAAAGCUUCUACAAUCCUUAUAUUCCAAAAGUAAUAGAAACAUUAAGUAAUCAAGGAUUAGUAGAAGAAAGUGAAGGUGCUCGUGUUAUCUUUAUUGAAGGGAUCAAUAUUCCUCUUAUUGUUGUCAAAAGUGACGGCGGUUACAACUAUGCUUCAACUGAUCUAGCUGCUCUUUGGUAUCGCCUUAAUGAAGAGACAGCUGAUUGGAUUAUAUAUGUUACUGAUGUCGGCCAGCAGCAGCAUUUUGAUAUGGUAUUCAAAGCUGCCAAACGUGCUGGUUGGCUCCCUGAUAAUGGUAGCACGUAUCCUAAAACUAGCCAUGUUGGUUUUGGUCUUGUAUUGGGAGAGGAUGGCAAGCGCUUUCGAACAAGGAACACAGAAGUGGUUCGAUUAGUUGAUUUACUUGAUGAAGCCAAGACUCGUAGUAAAGCGGCACUUAUUGAGCGUGGUAAGGACAAAGAGUGGACUGCGGAGGAGCUUGAACAAACUGCUGAGGCGGUUGGUUAUGGUGCUGCCAAACGUGCUGGUUGGCUCCCUGAUAAUGGUAGCACGUAUCCUAAAACUAGCCAUGUUGGUUUUGGUCUUGUAUUGGGAGAGGAUGGCAAGCGCUUUCGAACAAGGAACACAGAAGUGGUUCGAUUAGUUGAUUUACUUGAUGAAGCCAAGACUCGUAGUAAAGCGGCACUUAUUGAGCGUGGUAAGGACAAAGAGUGGACUGCGGAGGAGCUUGAACAAACUGCUGAGGCGGUUGGUUAUGGUGCUGUUAAGUAUGCUGACCUGAAGAAUAACAGAUUAACUAAUUACACUUUUAACUUUGAUCAGAUGCUUAAUGAUAAGGGCAACACUGCUGUCUAUCUGCUUUACGCUCAUGCUCGGAUCUGUUCAAUCAUUAGAAAAUCUGGUAAAGACAUAGAGGAGCUGAAGAAGACGGGGACGCUCAUAUUAGAUCAUGUGGAUGAGCGUGCUCUGGGGCUUCACUUGCUGCAAUUUGCAGAGAUUGUUGAGGAGGCCUGCACCAAUCUGUUGCCAAACAAGUUGUGUGAAUACCUCUAUAAUUUAUCUGAAUACUUCACCAAAUUCUAUUCUAAUUGCCAGGUAGUUGGGUCUCCAGAGGAAACAAGUCGAUUAUUGCUAUGUGAGGCAACUGCUACUGUUAUGAGGAAAUGCUUUCACCUACUUGGAAUUGUACCCGUUUACAAGAUAUGAUAUUUCACAAUGCAAAUUCAUAACCCAUCAUGAGAGGGUUAAGUAUUGAUUUUGUUUCGACCCCGGAAAAUUUGUAUACAGUAUGAUUUGUUGAUGGUGGAAAAAUUUUGCUAUUUGCAAAAAUGAUAAGUAGCCAAAUAUUUUUCCAGAUAAUAUUAUUUCAUUCAUGUAGUAUAUGGGCAGUUAAAUUUCCUAA